AGAGCGCAACAGGCAGCCUCCACUGCAUUCGGGAAAUCCUGGAAGUUUUCCACACUGGCUUAGCUCUGACUCUCACGCAGUCCCCCCCCCUCUCUAAAAGUUUGCUGUCAUAGGAGAAGGAUGUCCCGGGCAGGGGGGCGGGCCUCUCCCCCUCUGCCAAACACACCUCCCCCCCGGGGGGGGGCGGGGGCAGCCCCUUAAAAAGGCCCAGCUCCGGCCGGCGCCUGCAGCACUAGCCAACGCAAGAGCAGCCGCGUGGGGUGAGCUACCUUUUGCCUGCUCUAGGAGCCGGAGUCGCGCCGUCUGUGAAAUGGGUCUAUCGCGCGGCAAGCUCUGCUGCCUGGCUCUGGUGGGCUUGGUGGCCCUGGCGGGAGCCGCGAUCCUAGCCGUGCUCCUGACCCGGUCCCGGUGCGCUCCUCCGAGGUACCCUCGGGCAGCGGUGGCGGCGGACACCCAAACCUGCUCCGACAUUGGCAGGUAAGAGGGUCGGGCUGGAGGGCGAUGGAGGGGCGGGAAGGGGGUCUUCUUUCUCUGGGACUCUCUUUUCCAAGCCUCUGUGUACACACACACACACACACACACACACACACACACACACACACACUUACCCUUCCUUUUGCCUGGGUUCUUGGCAUUUCUGGGUCUUUGCAUCACAGCUCAGUCAGGCCAGAGAAAGCGAGACAGUGGUUUCUCCUUCUGAGAUGGGACUUGCCUUGGCACUUGUUGUGACUUCAAACUCUCCCCUGCUUCACCCAGAGGAGCCAAAUACUUUUUGGGGUGGGCUGGUUUCCCCCAAAGUUGAUGGCCCUUGUCAUUCAAAUGGUGUUGGUGUGUCCCAUCAUGUGAUCAAUUAACUGAGGUGAGGCUUACCUGUGUCCCCCCCCCCCAAUAUUUUAUUCAAGUUGGCACCCCUGGCUCGAGCCAAGGGUUUUUCCAGGAGCCCUUCACCUCCCCAGGGCGAGACCUCCUUGUCACCCUGGACAUCACCUUCGGGGCCACAAUAUUCUGUCCUGUGCUCCUACAUGGAAUCAUUGAAUUGUAGAGUCGGAAGGGACCCGAGGGUCAUCCAGUCCAACCCCCUGCAAUGCAGGAAUUGCAACUAAAGCACCUGUGGCAGGUGGCCAUCUAACCUCUGCUUAACAAUCUCCAACGGAGGAGAGAGUCCACAGCUACCUCCUGGAGAAGUUCCUCCUGCUAUUUAUCGUCUCUUAUUGUCAGAAAGUUCUUCCUUAUGUUUAAGCCUGGAUGGCUUUAGAGGAGGAUUAGAAUCAUGGGUGCAGCCAGGAUUUGUGGUUAUUUUGGAGGGUGGGGCAGGACCCUUACCUGCCCCUAGCAGAUUCAGAAAGCAAUGUCUCAACAACGGUUCUUUUGUAUUAUUUUCUUUUGACCCCAAGCACUCGGAAAUAUCUGCCAAAAUCUUUCUACAGUUUUAGUUAAGUACUUUUAUUUGUUGACUUGGUUUAGGGGAAGCCGCGCCCAUGAUUAGACAAAUCCAGCGGUUCUCAACCUGUGGGCCCCCCCCGAUGUUGUUGGACUACAACUCCCAUCAUCCCUGAGCACUGGCCUCGCUAGCUAGGGGUGAUGGGAGUUGUAGUUCAACAACAUCUGGAGACCCACAGGUUGAGAAAGGCUGGGCAAAUCCAUGGAGGAGAGGGCUAUUGACGGCUACUAGCCAGGAUGGCAAUGCACUGGCUGGCUCUGUGGGUCAGAGGCAGCAAUGAUUCUGAAUUCCAGCUGCUGGAAACCUCAGGAGGGGAGAAGGCUUUUGUGUUUGAAUCCUGUUUGAGGGUUCUCGCCCCCGCCGCCCCUUUGGGGCCUCUGUUUGACCACCAUGAGAACAGGAUGCUGAGCUAGAUGGACCAUUGGCCUGAUCCAGCGGGCUCGUCUGGUAUUCUUUUAUGUUCUUAAACUAAGAAGGCUGUUUGGGUAAGGUAAAGGGGCCCCUGACCAUUAGGUCCAGUCAUGACCGACUCUGGGGUUGCGGCGCUCAUCUCGCUUUAUUGGCCAAGGGAGCCGGCAUACAGCUUCCGGGUCAUGUGGCCAGCAUGACUAAGCUGCUUCUGGCGAACCAGAGCAGCGCACAGAAACGCCGUUUACCUUCCCGCCGGAGAGGUACCUAUUUAUCUACUUGCACUUUGACGUGCUUUCAAACUGCUAGGUUGGCAGGAGCAGGGAUUGAACAACGGGAGCUCACCCCGUCGCGGGGAUUCGAACCGCCGACCUUCUGAUUGGCAAGUCCUAGACUCUGUGGUUUAACCCACAGUGCCACCUGCAUCCCGCUGUUUGGUUAGGGAUCUGCCAAAAAAGCACCCCUGCCCUGCAAAAAUCGGGGCUUGCCCCAAACAUUUUGCAGCCUGAAGAGGUGCACACCUCCCCAAGUCCAUGGAUAGAAACCACCAGCCCAACUUUUGUUGCUGUUGUUGCUGUUUAAAUACUAUGUUUUUCACUCCAUAAGACGCACCUGACCAUAAGACGAACCUAGUUUUUAGAGGAGGAAAACAAGAAAAAAAAAUAUUCUGAACGAAACAGUGGGUGUAUGAUUUUUGUGGUUGAUGCUGUGGCCAAAGACAUGCAAUGUGACCUGAUGGUGAAUUUGGGGUGACCCAAUGCAAAAAUCCUGAGGAUCCAUGUGGAUCCAUGCUUUGUAACCACGUUUUUGCGCCAUUGUGGCCCCAGUAAACAGUGGAUGCGUGUGUGGUUUUGGUGCGGGCUGUAGCCAUGGGCAUGCUAUGUGAUCUGAUGGUGAAUUUGGGGUAACCCAAUGCAAAAAUCCUGAGGAUCCAUGUGCUUUUACCUCUCCCCUCCCAGCCAGCCUCCUUUAUCACUAGCAUCCCUUAUCUCCCUCCUGAUCGCUUGCCGAUCAGCUGCUCAGUGGCUUCGUUUCAACACCCCCUUCCCUCUUUCUAAAAAGAAAAAAAAAGCACAAUCUGCUUUUCGCCCCUGGGCAAUUCGGCUCCAGGGACCACACAUUCGCUCCAGACUUUCCUCUUACUUUUUAGGAGGAAAAAAGUGCAACUUAUGGAGCGAAAAAUACGGUAAUUUUUAUUAAAGAUUUUCUUCAGAAGUUCGUCCAUUGUUUCCUUUUUUUCAGGUUGUAGACUCUUUUCUAUAUAUUUUUUGUUGUAAAUUUAUUUUCAACAUCUUCCUCCAAGGAGCUGAAGGUGGCACACGUAGUUCCCCCUCUCCUCAUUUAAUCCCCACAACAACCCUGUGAGGUAGUCUAGGCAGAGAGAAGGCAGUGACUGGUCCAAGGUCAGCCAGUGAGCUUCACAUGGCUGAGUGGGAGAUUUGAACCCUGGUCUCCCAGGUCUUAAUCUAACCUAACCUAACCUAACCUAACCUAACCACUGCACCAGAUUGGCUGUUGAGUUUCAGGCCUAAUCCUGGUGACAGGAAGGCAUCCUCUUCCAGCCCAAGGGAAGCAGGAAAUGACCAUAAAAACCUGUGAUAAAAUAAUAAUACAGUGGUACCUUGGAAUUCGAAUGGAAUCCGUUCCCGAAGUCCGUUCGACUUCCAAAAUGUUUGGAAACCAAGGCACGGCUUCCAAUUGGCUGCAGGACGUUUAUUUCCAGGUUUGCAGCUCGCAAGGGGUUCGGGAUCCAAGGUAUGACUGUAAUUCUGCUUUCCCUAGUGCUUCUAUUAUUGGAUAGCUUUAGCAUACUCAGGAAUCCAAAGUUUUGUGUCUCUUUUGUAGGAAAUGCAUACUUUUUGUGCAUUCUGCAAUUUCCAUUUUUAACUGUACUGCUACUCCUUCUGCCAAUGAGCUUCUGUUGCCUUUCUCUGUAGGCCUGCCCAGACACCAUUCAUAAUAUUCCUCUGCAACUGAAAUGUGUGAAAUGUCAGGUUUCUCUAUCUCCAUACACAAACUUUUACCUACACUUGCCCUAGAUCAGCCUUCCAGAUGUUUGGGACUCCAACUCCCAUCAGCCCUAGCCAGCACUCAGAGCUGAUGGGAGUUGGAGUCUAAAAGAUCGGGAGGGCACCAGGUUGGGGAAGACUGCACUAUACAAGACACAAGACCAUUCUCCACGCAGGGGCUCAUGGAGACCUCAGUGGGGUAAGGGAACCCUGGACACAGACACAAUCUGAAUUAAGCAACCCAGAAGGUAAAAGGGAAACAGAAGAGAGGGUUGUCUCAGGCAAAUUCGGGCCCUUGGAGCAUAUGACAGUCACCCCUGGAGCCCCAAGCAAGCAUGGAGGGAAGGGGACUUUUAACGGGGUUCAGGGAUCCUGUCCCAGGCCACCAAGCCAUUACUUUGUGGGGCGGGGCAAAAUUGUGUCGUGAAUGAGAAUGUUUAUGCAGACUGUGGACUCAGCUGAAGGUAAAGGUAAAGGGACCCCUGACCAUUAGGUCCAGUUGUGGCCGACUCUGGGGUUGCGGUGCUCAUCUCGCUUAAUUGGCCAAGGGAGCCGGCGUACAGCUUCCGUGGCCAGCAGGACUAAGCCGCUUCUGGCGAACUAGAGCAGCGCACGGAAAUGGCGUUUACCUUCCCGUCGGAGCGGUACCUAUUUAUCUACUUGCACUUUGAUGUGCUUUCGAACUGCUAGGUUGGCAGGAGCAGGGACUGAGUAACGGGAGCUCACCCUGUUGCGGGGAUUCGAACCGCCAACCUUCUGAUCGGCAAGUCCUAGCUCUGGUUUAACCCACAGCACCACCCGCGUCCCGUGGACUCAGCUAUACAGCUGCAAAUAAAACGCUUUAAAUGUAAUGUGCAAUAUACAAAUGCAACACUAGAUGGUGACAGUGAGCUACGCCAAAUCCAAUGUAUUUUUCAAAACUUUUUUUUUUAAAAAAGAAACAUUUUCACAACUUUUUUUAUAUGCGUGUAGAUUCCACCUGUGUGUCAAUGGGGUGCCAAAUCAGAAGCUGCUGGAUGUUAGAAGCAGCAGGCAGAAAGAAGUGAGAUGGGGGGUGGUUGGCCCAGACAUGUCUCUGGGGAGGUGGGUCUAUGAACCACCACUGCCCCCCCACCUGACCUUCUCUUGUUUCCAGGGGGAGUUGACAGCCUUCCACUAUACUCCAACCAUUUCAUCUCACAGGUAUAGUUCUCUGAAGGGAAAAUCCCCAGGAAGAUAUUGCUUCCCCCCCACCCCUAGUGCUCAGAACAGCUCUCUUUCCCCCUCCUUCCUGGUACCUCUCCUUCUUCCGAGGAACCCCUUAUGAGACACAGAGCAUAUUCCUACCUGCUUUAGCUGGGAUUCCUGCACUGCAUCUAGUUGCAUUAGAUGGCCCUUUGGGUCCCUUCCAGCCCUACAGUUCUAUGAUUCCCCCACCUGUGGGGUAGAGGAAUGAAUGGUGCUGUUAUAACACCAAAGUUGCAGGUUCGAUUCCUAUAUGGGACAAACUGCAUAUUCCUUUAUUGUAAGGAAUUUUAUGAUCCUCAGGGUGCCUUGCAACUCUAGAUUUCUAUGAUCUAUGACCAUCGUUUGAAACUGGCACUUCUCCAGAUUUUGCAGCGCAAGCAACGUGCACAAGAAAGAUUAGAUAAAGCUUGCGUUUUAAAAAUAGAUAUGUUAGUUAAAAACAGCUUGCAAAAAAAGAGUUACGUACUAGGAGAACAUCUCUUACGAGGACAUGUACGUCAGGAGAACUGCACACCAAAAUGGUGCUGAGUUUUGUGAUAGGAAUUUUGAGGUCUUAGAUAUAUGUUAAAUGUUCAUAAGUGUACCAACAAAGCACGUACAUAAAUCAGCACAGGAAGACCGACCCGGAACCAUUUUUUAUUCCCAAACUGUCCCAAACUGACCAAAUGUUUUCUCUGCAAGGUCAACGGAAAAUGGAAAAGCCUCCCCAUUGUCUUUUCCUUCACAAAUCCUGUCUUAAGGGUAUGUCUUUGUUUGAAUAGGGUGAGCCUGUGACCUGACUCAGGAACUAAGUAUUUAUCAUUACUAAGUAUUUUGCAUUACAAAAGACUGGCCAGGCUCCCAAGGGUAUCCAAUAAAGUAACCUGCCAGACAGGAGAAAAACAACAUUCAAAUUUCUGUUUUAGACCGCCUUUUCUGUGAUGUAGGUAUGAUGUAUCUGGGGUGGUGGUCUUGAGCUACACCCCUUCUGUGAUGUAUGUAUGAUGUAUGUGGGGGUGGUCUUGAUCUACAGGGUGGCAAUUUCAAAAGUCUAUAUAAGGCCUUGCGCACCAUUGUUCUGGGUUCCUCCUGUCUCCUGAGUCUGUUGAGUGGGGACCCUGUUGCAACAGAUCAAUAAAGAUCAGGCUUACUAGCUGCUUUGCUUCUCAAUAUUCUCUGGUUGGCCUCUGUUAUUUUCUCCUACCAAUAGGGAACCUAUGUAAGGACUCUAUAUGGGCUCUUGGAUACCCCCAUAAAGGAAAAGGGCAAUUUUUGUUUACAACAGUUUCUUUAAAAUGUUAAUAAAAAAGAAUGCAAACUCCCAUGGAAAUGUGGAGAGCUGAAUUUAAGACUGGGAAAAAUGAGAAAGGGCAGAUUUGCCUCCCCCGUCCCUCCCUCCAAUGGGUGGAUUACAUCCUGGAGUCUCCUUCACAAACCUCCAAGGAAGGUGAUCCAACUCUGGAUUGGAAAGCCAACAUUCCAUUGGCCAAUCGAUGACCCGAUGAGAAGGCAUUUCCCUCUCAGAUAUCUAAUAAAGGCAUUUUCCAUCCCAGCCAGCCAGCGAAUCCCUCUGCCUUAUCUCCUCCUUCAAAGCCAUAGAGGCCUUUAUCUCCCUCCUUUCUCAAAUAUUUGCAGAUCUUGGCAUUCCCCUCUAAUCUUAGGACCUUCCAUCCUCUCGGCUUUUCUUGCUAUCCUCCCAGUUCUCCUCCGUUUGUCCAAACACUGUUAUGGUUUUCUUCACAGGGCGGAGGGUCAAAGUAUACGUCUGUGGAAGCACAGGACAUGUGUGGUUAAGAGCACGUGAUUCUUAUGUAUGCAGUGCAUAUAGAUAAGGUAUGGAACUUGCUCCAUACCUAUCUAUGAAGGUCUCCAACGUGUAUGGCUUGAAAAGAGAAUGAGACAAAUGCUUGAAGGAGAGGGCUAUCCAUCGCUGCUAGUCAGAAUGGCUGUGCUCUGGUUCUAUGACUGGAGACAGCAAGGCUUCUGAAAACCACUGGGGAUGGGGUGGUACUAGGGUCCUGCUUGUAGGUUUUCCCAUUGGGGCAUCUGGUUGGCCACUGUGAGGACAGAGACUCAGCUACACUCAGUCAGUUAUAUCGUUGCAACUCCGUUGUAAAGACACGACACCAGAUGGCGCUGUAGAGCACAAAAAUUGUCUAUGCGAUUUUACAUAGGGUUCCCCCCCUUUUGUUAUAAUAAUCCCCUAUUUAUCUACUUGGGACACAGGUGGCGCUGUGGGUUAAACCACAGAGCCUAGGACUUGCCGAUCAGAAGGUCAGCGAUUCGAAUCCCCAAGACGGGGUGAGCUCCCGUUGCUCGGUCCCAGCUCCUGCAAACCUAGCAGUUCAAAAGCACGUCAAAGUACAAGUAGAUAAAUAGGUACCGCUCCAGCGGGAAGGUAAACGGCGUUUCCGUGCGCUGCUCUGGUUCGCCAGAAGCGGCUUAGUCAUGCUGGCCACAUGACCUGGAAGCUGUAUGCCAGCUUCCUCGGCCAAUAAAGCGAGAUGAGCGCCGCAACCCCAGAGUCGGUCAUGACUGGACCUAAUGGUCAGGGGUCCCUUUACCUUAUUUAUCUACUUGCACUGGUGUGCUUUCGAACUGCUAGGUUGGCAGGAGCUGGGAUAGAGCAACGGGAGCUCACCCAUUGCAGGGAUUUGAAUCACUGACCUUCUGAUCAGCAAGCCCAAGAGGCUCAGUGGUUUAGACCACAACGCCACCUGCUCCCUAUAAUAGGCUGCAAACACAAAGGGAAAUGAACAGAUAAUGGCAAAGGGAACCUUCUCUUUAAAAAGUGGCUUUGAAACAACAAAUGGAGGAAAGGCGUUUUGCAGAGAUAAAAGCUGCAAACAAAAACUGGAAGCUGUUUGAUGGGAAGGCCCUCCCUGAUCCCUCCUAGUGAUUAAGAAAACCACAUGUAGUCCUUGAGACAGUUCUGCUGCUGCUGCUGUUGUUGAAUUUAUACCCCACCUUCCUGCUAAAGUACAAAAGGUGGUUUAUACAAAACUAGCACCAUUUUAAAAGAACACAAAAAAUUAACCCCAAAAGAAAAAAAAAAUAAACAUUAAAAACCAACAGCACUUUAGAAACAAGCAAGCUGCGGUUUUAAAAGCAGGUGACACAAUAGACCCUGGGAUUUCUUUUGUAAAAGCUUCCUUAAAAAUAACAACAACACAGUAGUGCCUUUUGGGAAUUAUAGGGGUAGAACUACCUAAACAGUACAGAGAUUUAUUCAUGUAUGCGACUACAGCGGCAAGAAUGUUAUUUGCCCCCGAAUGGAAAGAAGAAGAAGUCCCGACGAAAGAAGAAUGGAGACAAAAACUUAUGGACUAUGCAGAAAUGGCAAAACUUGCUGGAAAAAUAAGAAAUCAAGAUAACAAACUUUUAAUAAAAGAACGGAAAUGGUUUGUCGAAUAUUUACAAAUAAGCUGUAAAAGGAUAAGAACAUUGGCAGGAUUAUUGUAAUAACCUGCAGUUUCAUAAGUGUAUAUAAUUAAAGUACAGUGGUACCUCUACUUAUGAGCACCUCUGGUUACGUAUCCUUUGGGAUACGCAUGUGGCAAACCCGGAAGUAUUUUUCCGGGUUUCACCCCGCGAGCAUGUGCAGAAGCGCUCUACCGCGCAGCAAGUAUGCGCAGAAGAGGCCCGUCCGCAACCGGAGGUACCACUGUAGAUGAAUAUAAGAGUAAGUUAAGUUAAUUUAGAAUAUGCAGAAAAUGAUAUAAAAUAAAUUUAAGGAACUGCAGAAAGAGGAGGAAGGAAGUCGAGUUUUGAAAUGUUGACUGUAAAACUAUUGAAAUGUAUAUAACUGAAAAUCAAAAAUCAAAAAUUAAAAAACAACAACACAGUUAGGCCUGUAUUAAGAACCACAGUGGCCACUUCUGAAACCUUAAAAGCAGACAGCCCACCUGGAGAUUUCAGUCUAGCUGAACCAGCAGACAAUUGAGCUCCCCAUCCCAUGGAUGAUGUAUAUGUAUCUAUAAAGCUUUUGUCUUCAUCACAAGCAAAUGAAAGGCAUCUAUAGAGGAGAGGCAUUUAGCAGUUGGCAGUAUCUGUUUCCAAAGAACAUCCAUCUUGGAGUUGUAUUGGACAGCUCAAUGAAGGGAGAAGGGGGAAUUCCAUGCUAAGGGACUGAAAGUAAAACUGCCAGUACCAUAAAGCCCUAAUUCAAAACUAUGGUGCAGCUGGAAUAGUGCCUGCAGUCCUGGUGAAAUCGCUUCACAAAAUAGAUGGAAGAGUUGGAAAAGGUUCAGAAAAGGGCAAGGAAACUCCCACGUGAAGAAAAGUUGCGACAUUUGGGACUUUUCAGUUUGGAGGAAAGGCAACAUGUCAGAGGUGACAUGUCAAAGGUGUGCAAAAAUUAUUCAUUAUUUCUUUAUAGUUGAUCCUUCCUCCCAGAGGAGCCUGUUUUUUCCAUGGUGUGGGAAACACAUCCCUUUCACAAAUUAACACUAGUGUGUGUGUGGGGGGGGACAUUCAGACCAUAUUCCCAAUUUUUUAAACAAGGUUUUUGGACUUUUCAGGGGAGUCAUUUGUGGGGGUGGGAGGGACUGAUUUGCUCUUGGUCUGUUUUAAUUGUCUCCAGUUCAGGGUUAUUGGGGGGCAUUCUGAUCAUCUUCAGUUUUUCUUCUGUGAAAUGGGUAUUUUGUGGCACCCAUGACUGUUUCCAAAUGUACUCUGGGGCCUCAAAAUAGUUGGUGGAGCCCUUGUUCCUUCCUGGUUUUACUGUGCCCCCCCGCCCCCCCCGGCCGCCAAUCUCUUCUUUGCCCACUUUUUUUAAUGAGAGCCAUUUCCACCCCCAUUCUUUAGAAGUGGCCGCCGAAACCAUAUAACACUGGUCCUGAAAGACCUACAUUGGCUCCCAGUGCGUUUCCGAGCACAAUUCAAAAUGUUGGUGCUGACCUUUAAAGCCCUAAACAGCCUCGGUCCUGUAUACCUGAAGGAGCGUCUCCACCCCCAUCGUUCAGCCCGGACACUGAGGUCCAGCUCCAAGGAUCUCCUGACAGUUCCCCCACUGUGAGAAGUGAGGUUACAGGGAACCAGGCAGAGGGCCUUCUCGGUAGUGGCACCUGCCCUGUGGAACUCCCUCCCACCAGAUGUCAAGGAAAUAAACAACUAUCUGACUUUUAGAAGACACCUGAAGGCAACCCUAUAUCGGGAUUUUUUUUUAAAAAAAUAAUUUUUAUUUGGUUUUACAAGCGUAAAGUUAUAACAAUACCAAAGGAAUGUCCACACUUUGAGAUUUCUCUGAAUCUCCUGACUUCCCCCCAUCCCCUCCUUGGGUCUCAUUGCAGACGUUUUCAACUGCAUAUUAUUUCGUGAUCCACGUUUUGUAUCUGUCCAUAGUGAUUGUUACAUUACAUGUGUUCUUAAGGUCCUGCUAAUAUUUUCAUCUGCUUACAGUGGUCUCCUAAAUAUAUUAUAAUUCCACCCCCUCAUCCUUUCUUAAAAGUUUUUGUCUUUUUGGUUCCUGAGCUUUCCGGUCAGUUUAGCCAUUGUAUCAGGAAUUUUUUGAUGUUUAAUGUUUUACAAUUUUUUAUGUAUUGUAAGCUGCCCAGAGUGGCUGGGGAAACCCAGCCAGACAGGCGGGUUAUAAAUAAUAAUAAUAAUAAUAAUAAUAAUAAUAAUAAUAAUUUUGUGACUUUUGAAUGCCCCCUCCUCUUUCUUCUGAACAGGGAUAUCUUGAAGCAGGGAGGCUCAGCUGUCGACGCUACCAUCGCUGCCUUGAUCUGUACCGCUGUCCUGAACCCGCAAAGCAUGGGCCUCGGCGGAGGUGUAAUCUUCACCAUCUAUAACGCAUCCACAGGUAGGCACAGCCAGUGCACAUUACCGCACCAAGUCUAUUUCUCCAUGAAGGAUUAAUUGGUGGAGGCAUCCGAGGGUGUGGCAAAAGCGGCCCCUUUGGAUCUUCGAUUUCCAAACCAGCGCCAAACAGGGUUGUUGUUGUUUAGUCGUUUAGUUGUGUCCGACUCUUCAUGACCCCCUGGACCAGAGCACGCCAGGCACUCCUGUCUUCCACUGCCUCCCGCAGUUUGGUCAGACUUAGGCUGGUAGCCUCGAGAACACUGUCCAACCAUCUCGUCCUCUGUCAUCCCCUUCUCCUUGUGCCCUCCAUCUUUCCCAACAUCAGGGUCUUUUCCAGGGAGUCUUCUCUUCUCAUGAGGUGGCCAAAGUAUUGAAGCCUCAGCUUCAGGAUCUGUCCUUCCAGUGAGCACUCAGGGCUGAUUUCCUUCAGAAUGGAGAGGUUUGAUCUUCUUGCAGUCCAUAGGACUCUCAAGAGUCUCUUCCAGCACCAUAAUUCAAAAGCAUCAAUUCUUCGGCAAUCAGCCUUCUUUAUGGUCCAGCUCUCACUUCCAUAAAUCACUACUGGGAAAACCAUAGCUUUAACUAUGCGGACCUUUGUUGGCAAGGUGAUGUCUCUGCUUUUUAAGAUGCUGUCUAGGUUUGUCAUUGCUUUUCUCCCAAGAAGCAUUGCUUUUUCUCCCAAGAAUUUCGUGGCUGCUGUCACCAUCUGCAGUGAUCAUGGAGCCCAAGAAAGUAAAAUCUCUCACUGCUUCCAUUUCUUCCCCUUCUAUUUGCCAGGAGGUGAUGGGCCCAGUGGCCAUGAUCUUUGUUUUUUUGAUGUUGAGCUUCAGACUAUAUUUUGCGCUCUCCCCUUUCACCCUCAUUAAAAGGUUCUUUAAUUCCUCCUCACUUUCUGCCAUCAAGGUUGUGUCAUCUGCAUAUCUGAGGUUGUUGAUAUUUCUUUUGGCAAUCUUAAUUCUGGCUUGGGAGUCAUCCAGCCCAGCCAAACAUGGUACCCUCCCCCUAUCCUGCUUUUCAAAUCGGUAAGAAGCUUUGUGGCAAGCUGCAUUUGCUUUAUGCACUGGAGAGAUCAUGGGGCGAGUCUGUGUAGCACAGGGGAAGGUGGCACCGUUGCUGGUGAUCAUCACAAUCUCCCCCUGACACUCGCACAUGGCAGUGCUGAAGCUGCAGAUAAUGGCCCCUCCUCCAAAUCUUUGAGCAAAACGUGCUCCGAAACCCAACAAACCUCUCAGCUGUUGUGGGGCGGGGCAGCUAGGAUGUCCCGUGAAGCAUGGGUCCUAUGAGGAAUGGCCCCAAUGGGAGCCCCAAUGAAGGACAAGAAAGUUCUGGAUUUUGGGUUUAUUGGGUCAGAGGUCCUUGGCUCUGAUACAGCCCCCAAGCCCACCAGUCUCACAACCUUCCCCCCCCCCUGGGAAAACAGACUCAAGUUCCCCAAGGGAUCAGAGUCUUAGCAAGUCCUUCCUGAGGAAUUUUGUCUUUCUUCAGCCUAGGGUCUUCUCUAGUAAUAGGUUAUCAGUAGUGGCGCCCGCCCUGUGGAAUGCCCUCCCAUCAGAUGUCAAGGAAAUAAGCAACUACAGUGCUACCUCGGGUUACAUACGCUUCAGGUUACAAAUGCUUCAGGUUACAGACUCCGCUAACCCAGAAAUAGUACCUCGGGUUAAGAACUUUGCUUCAGGAUGAGAACAGAAAUCGCGCGGUGGGAGCGCGGCAGCAGCAGGAGGCCUCAUUAGCUAAAGUGGUGCUUCAGGUUAAGAACAGUUUCAGGUUAAGAACGGACCUCCGGAACGAAUUAAGCACUUAACCUGAGGUACCACUGUAUCUGACUUUUAGAAGACGUAUGAAGGCAGUCCUAUAUAGGGAGGCUUUUAAUGGUUUUUUUGUGUUUUAAUACUUGUUGGAAACUGCCCAGAAUGACGGGGGCAACCCAGUCAGAUGGGCAGGAUAUAAAUAAAACAACAACAGCAACAAUUAUUAUUAUUAUUAUUAUUAUUAUUAUUAUUAUUAACACUUGCCUGGGUGCAGACAAGUCCACCGCUGCAGUAUUUGCCCUGUGUAAAAGCAGCAGGACUUUGCACUCUGUGUUGUAAGUUGACACCUUUUUAAAAAUAAAUCACUAAAACAGGCCAUUCUGGUGUUUUUGACAUCCUUCUUUGGUAUCCCUGCACCAAACCAGUCACACAGGCCCUCCUUCCGGCCUGCGGUUCAGAGUACCAGCCAGGCUUGAGACAGAAUCCUGUCUGAAGCCCUGGAGAGCCAUUGCUUCUGGUCUGUGCAGGCAGUACUGGGUUAGAUGGACCCAAGGGUCUGACUCUGAAUAAGGCAGCUUCCUAUGUAAAUGGGACAGCCAUGGGAGAAGCCAGUUUGCCUGAGGUCAUUGGUCCCAGUGGUGUAGUGGUUAGGAGCAGUAGUCUCGUAAUCUGGGGAACCGGGUUCGCGUCUCCGCUCCUCCACAUGGAGCUGCUGGGUGACCUUGGGCCAGUCACACUUCUCUGAAGUCUCUCAGCCUCACUCACCUCACAGAGUGUUUGUUGUGGGGGAGGAAGGGAAAGGAGAAUGGUAGCCGCUUUGAGACUCCUUAGGGUAGUGAUAAAGCAGGAUAUCAAUUCUAAACUCAUCCUCCAAUCUUCACCUUGGCAUUUGCCCCUUUGAUUUCUCCAGGGAAAGUGGAGGUGCUCAAUGCUCGUGAGAGGGCCCCGCAGAAUAUCUCUGGCAAUUUGAUGGCUGAGUGCAGUAAGAAGGGUUUUCCAGGUAAGAAGAGUCCUUGUAUAUAAAAAAGGCUGAGGGGAGGAGGGUUGUGAGGGAGGGGCAGCUCCCCCCACUGCUCACAGGUGACGACUGAGUCAUUCCCUUGAAGAGGAGAAGGAUCCCUUUAAGAGGAGAAGUAUUGAGGCCUCCACCCCAUUUCUGGUCAAUGGCCCUUGUGCCGCAAGACCACAAGGUCUCCUGACCAAGGGAUAGCUCGGUUGGUAGAGCAUGAGACUCUUAAUCUCAAGGACAUAGGUUUGAGCCCCACACUGGGCAAAAGAUUCCUGCAUUGCAGGGGGUUGGACUCGAAAAGGGGUCAGCAAACUUUUUCAGCAGGGGGCCAGUUCACUGUCCCUCAGACCUUGUGGGGGCCAGACUAUAUUUUUUGGGGGGGAAAUGAAUGAAUUCCUAUGCCCCACAAAUAACCCAGAGAUGCAUUUUAAAUAAAAACACACAUUCUACUCAUGUAAAAACACGCUGAUUCCAGGACUCGUCCGUGGGGCGGAUUUAGAAGGCAAUUGGGCCGGAUCCGGCCCCCGGGCCUUAGUUUGCCUACUCAUGACCUACACAAUAUUCAGGGACCGGUCCACUGUCCCUCAGACCUUGUGGGGGACCGGACUAUAUUUUUUGGGGGAAAGAAAAGAACAAAUUCCCAUGCCCCACAAAUAACCCAGAGAUGCAUUUUAAAUAAAAACACACAUUCUACUCUUGUAAAAACACGCUGAUUUCCCGGACUGUCCACAGGCUGGAUUUAAAAGGCGAUUGGGCCGGAUCCAGGCCUCAGGCCUUGAUUUGCCUACCCAUGGCUAGAUGAUGCUUAGGGUCCCUUCCAGUUCUACAGUUCUAUGAUUCUAUGAUGCCAAGCUGUCAUCAGCAAGCAUAAGGACUAAGUCCUCCUGCUCUGAAGCACAACUGAGAUCCCCAGGUUUUCCUUACAGGCUGGCAAGGAGUUGAGCCACAGUCUUAUUUGGAGCCAGAGAAUUGUCCCAGAGCUCCCAUUUGGUAACUGCAGUGAGGAGGAAGGCGCCUAGAAAUGGAACCUUUGUGGGGAAGCUGUAAAAUGACGCAUCUGGUUUGCUUCAAAGUAGGGUCUCGGUGGAUCGCUGUCCCUGGGGAACUGCGUGGUUAUGAAGAAGCCCACAGACGGUACGGCAAAUUGCCCUGGAAGACCCUGUUUGAGCCCACCAUCAAGAUCCUCGACCCUGGAAUCCGGAUCCCCGAGGUGCUGGGUCGGUUUCUCAGCCACCCCUUCAUACAGCCGUAUCUGAACAAAACGGCCUUAAGGUACAAGAAACCUGCACAAAGUCAGAUCACACCUGUGGGAUAGAAAUGCGUAAGAUCGAACCCAUCUAGUCCAGCAUUCUGUUCUUACAGUGGGCAGCCAGAUGCCUCUGGGAAGCCCCUUCCCCAACCAGGAGCCAGCCCUCUCCCCCUGGAUCCUUGGUUUCAGAACUGUUGGCAAAUGGGGACAAUGAGAGUCUCUUGCUGGCAAAGUCUUCAGCACAAAGGACAGCAGCCCUGGGCUCCAUACUAUCCCUGCUGUAAGGGCUUUUCUCACUGGGGUCCUUGAUUCCAAAAGGAGGGGAGGAGGUCAAAGGGCACAGCAGCCCAAAGCUUCUUUGGUGGCUCCCAGUGGGAAGAAGGCCCUGGAAGAGCCCUUGGCAAAAGUUUUGGGUGUUGUGGUGGAGGGCAGGCAGUGGGGGAAGCCAAUGCUGAGGGUGACUCUAGUAGCCUCUGUGCCCUUCGAAACACACCUCAUGUUAGACCAGGAAGAGAGAGAGAGAGAGAGAGAGAGAGAGAGAGAGAGAGACCAUCAAAAGUUAGUCCUAGUGCCCUACUGAACUGAAUAUGCAAGUUGCAUUGAGACUGACAAUCUGCAUGGAUACCCCUGCAGUGUAAGGUAAAGGUAAAGGGACCCCUGACCAUUAGGUCCAGUCAUGGCCGACUCUGGGGUUGCGACGCUCAUCUCGCUUUAUUGGCCGAGGGAGCCGGCGUACAGCUUCCGGGUCAUGUGGCCAGCAUGACUAAGCCACUUCUGGCGAACCAGAGCAGCACACGGAAACACCGUUUACCUUCCCGCUGGAGUGGUACCUAUUUAUCUACUUGCACUGUGACGUGCUUUCGAACUGCUAGGUUGGCAGGAGUUGGGAUCGAGCAAUGGGAGCUCACCCCGUCGUGGGGAUUCAAACCGCCAAUCUUCUGAUCAGCAAGUCCUAGGCUCUAUGGUUUAACCCACAGUGCCACCCACAUCCUUAGGACCCCUGCAGUGUAGAACAGUACAAAUGUGGCCUUUGAGAUGGUGGUCAGGAAAUCGUCAGAGCAAGAAAGCUAAAUUGGAAGUUAAAUCGCUCCAGGCUUAAGGCUUUGGGGAAGGGCUAUGGAGCCCCCCCCCUUUUUUUGCCUUCCUUCACAGCUGGUUAUAUUUGGGUCUUAGGAGCCAUUCCUGCUGCAGCCUCUGCUCUUAGAAUCCAGAGUCAGGAACUGAUGGCGGUCACUCUCUCUUUCAGAAAACUCUUUUACAACAAGCAGGGGGCCGCCCUGGGAGCUGGAGACCUCCUUCGAUGGCCAGCCCUGGUGGAGACCCUGAGGGCUGUGGCAGAAAAAGGAGCCAAUGAGUUUUAUCGGGGAACCACAGCAGAGAAGUUGGUGCAGGACAUAGUGAAAGAAGGUGACCAGUCUUUUUUUAAAAUUAUUAUUGUUGUUGUUGUUGUCAUUAUUUUAUUUAUGAUUUUCAGUUUUAUACAUUUCAAUAAUUUUAUAAUCAUUUUAACAUUUCAAAACUCGACCUCCUUCCCCCUCUUUCUGCGGUUCAUUAAAUUUAUUUUUAAAAUCUUCUGCAUAUCCAAAUUAACUUAAUUUGCUCAUUUAUUCAACUACUUUAAAUAUAUAUAUACUUUUAUAAAACUGCAGGUUAUUACAGUAAAUCUGCCAAUAUUCUUAUCUGUUUACAGUUUAUUUGCAAAUAUUCAACAAACCAUUUCUUCAGUUGGGACCGUGCUCGUUUUCCAUUUGGGGGCUAACAGAACACGGGCCGCAGUGUUAGCAUACAUAAAUAACCUUUUCUUUUCUUUUUUUUGACACCUGGGAAUUUCAGUCUGAAUUAUCCCCGACAGAAAGGACUCUGGUUUUUGCUUUCCUUUAUCUGCCCUGCUGAGAAGGGUGCAAGCAGAUUUUCCAAUACCUUGGAAAACAUUACUGAUUCCACAGCAGCCUAAUCAGAAUUUGGCACCCCGUUCCCUUUUCCAGAUCCGUCCCAGCCCUCGCUUUGCCGCCUCACUCUUGCAAGUGACACUUGUAGGCUGUUUCCCCCUCCCCACUCCUUCCUUCCAUUGUCCCCUUCCUCUCCUGGGAUGGCAGCUGCCAGGGAAGGAGUCCCAGCUCCCUUUGCUGUGUAAGCCUCCCCUCCCCACUCCUUGAGAAGGAACCACAUUCCCUCCUUAGCGUCAGGGGUCACUGAGACUUCCUGCAAGCAGUUCCUCUCAUUUGCGCUCGGGAUUUGAGCUAUUUUCUGCCCCUGCUGCAGCUCAGAUAAGGCCUGACACAUCUUCCUCUUGUUUUCCAGGCAGCGCCUUGUCCCUGAGAGACCUCAGGGAUUACCGAGUAGAAGUGAUGAGCCCUGUGAACAUCUCCCUGGGUGAAUACACUGUGUACUCUGCCCCGCGUCCUGCAGCGGGGCCCAUUCUCCUAUUUAUCCUCAAUGUCCUCAAAGGUAAAUGAGGGGUCCAUUUGGUUCACUGCAUAUCAGGAAUGGGGAGAUUCUGGCUCUGCGGUGCUGCUGUGUGGGUGGAGAAGGGGAGAGUGGCAGAGACACCACCAAAAAACACUGCAGACCAGGAGAAGAGGAGGCCCCUGGACCACUUCCUUCAGUAACUCUCAUUUGGCAGCUUCAAUCUGAUGCCCUUUCAACCUCCUUUAGCCUUGGGCAAUGAUCCAACAGUUAUACUUUAUCUUCACAAUCUGAAUUUCAGGAACCAAAAUGCCUUUUCUGUGCAGCCUGAGCAGGAGCAGUGAAUGACAUUAUAUUUGCUUGUCAUAACUUGUCUUCACUUACCCCAACCCCCACCAUAGCUGUCAACCGUCCCUUAUUUGGCGGGAAACUCUCUUAUCCCAGCGCUGUGUCCUGCUGCUGUCCCUUAUUGAUGAUGUCCCUUAAAUUUCCCAGGUUUCAAAGGAAGCAGCUCCUCUCCCUCCCUCCCUGCCGGCCAGGGAGGCGGGAGGCUCCAACUGUGUUGCUUGGCUGCGUUGCUCACCCAAUAAGGAGUCUAAGAACGACUGGGGGUGGAGCUUGCAUGCCUUGUGCUGAUCAAAUCAGCCGCGUUGCCUGGGGACUCGUCUUUGCUCAGUGCUUCCCAGCGGAGAGGUGACAGUGGUUUUCCUUGCUGCAUCCCCUUUGCUGGGUUGCUGCGCUGUGGGAACCACCGCUUGAGGCUUUGUUUGGCUGCUGGCUGGGCUUUCUGCCUUUGGCUCAGAGGGGCUCAGAAGUUGAACAUACCUGUGCUCCGAAAAUCCCUUAUUUUGGCUGCUGAUCCCUUAUUUUUGAGGAUGCUGGUCCCUUAUUUUUGAGGAUGCUGGUCCCUUAUUUUCAAAUCUGUAAGUUGACAGCUAUGACCCCCACGGCUGUGUGAAGAAUCUUGUAAUGAAUGGUCUGUGUCACCAUUAAGAAAAAGAGGUCGGAAUAGGCCAAUAGAUAUGUGGACUGUUCCCUGGACCAAGUGCCUUUUCUUCUUUAAGUUCUCAAGAGCUCUUAACCUAGCUCAAAGUUGUCACCUGAACUAGCCAGACGUUUAACCAAGAAUCAAUGCGAAGUGUAGGUGGGUUCCUACGAGGGAAGACACAGUGAUAACAGCAAAAACCUUUAUUGAACUACGUAACUGGGAAACAGAGGCAAAGCAACUGCUUAUAUAACAUUUCUGAAAGCCUAGGCCACUCCCACUCCCAACGUGAUUGGCUGUCUAAACUUCCAAACUGCAAAUCACGACUCAGAGUCCAAGGUCCAAUGGCAGAGGCCCAAAUCCUGAAAUGUUCUGUGUAUCGAAUCAGAACACAGGAGCUCAGAAUCCCUAAUCCAGACUUAAGCUCAGGCAAACACAGACCACUGAAUACGUAAGACAAUCACAGCCACUCAAUCCUUUGAAAAAAUAAUACUUACCCCAAAAUGGCAAGUAGACAUUCUGUUUUGGCAAUUGUAGCCUUGGUUUAAGGAGCCAUUUGGUGCCUAUCUGAGUUUCUAACACAGCCAAGGGUCAUUCCCUGGAUCUCAGAAGAGCGCCGCAGAGUCCUUUCUGCUCUUCCUUAGGCCUGGGUGCUCAGAGCUAGCUAUUCCUGACUUCCAGGUUUCAACUUCACCAAAGAGUCCAUGAGCACACCUAGCCAGAGUGCUGAGACUUACCACUACAUCGCAGAAACUCUGAAGUUUGCCAACGGCCAGAGAGUAAAAGUGGACGACCCAGUUUUUUCCCGAACUGGAAAGGUGGGUGAUCUGGGAGCCUGUCGGUCUUCAUCCUUUUUAAAAGCUUUGUUGCCUUAUUUUUUUUGGGGGGGGGAAUCUAUAGUGCCCCCCUUCCAAUGGUUCCAGAUAAUCAUUAAUAUAUAUAUAUAUAUGUACAUCUAGAGCUGCCUUGGUCAACCUGGUGCCCCCCAGAUGUUUUGGACCGCAACUCCCAUCUGCUGAUGGUUGAUGAGGGUUGUAGUCUGAAAGGAAUCAGAUAAGAACAGGGAUAUUUUUCAGCCGGAAUUUACUGGAACUCAGGUGGACUCCAUUGCCAUUGUAAGAGAACAAGGAAAGAGUUCAUGGAGAGUCCUGGCACGUCUUUCUUCUAGAAAAAAGCACUGGAUAAGAAUGUAAGGAACUCUGGAGCUUCAUGCCAUCCUCAUCUAGCAUGGAUAAAUGAGUCUCUUCAUGCUUCCAAAAGACAGGGUUUGGGGCUUUGGUUUUGUCUGGACCGCAAGGGGAGGGAGUUUUGCAAAUUUGGACAGAGUUGAGGGGCAGCUGCUGUGGAGAGAAGACAAGAGGGGGAAACUCUCUUCUUUGCUCAUAAUUGCAGAGCUGUGCAGGCAGCUGAUGCCUCAGCAUUCUGUCAUCAUGAAGCCCAAAUAUUCUAGUUAUCAUAAAAUUGAGAUCAAGCAGGUGCCUUCACUGUACUCUUUUUGGCGCCUGGUAAGAACGUUCUUGUUUAGGUGAGCCUACCCAGAGGCUUGGAAAGUUGAGGUAAUGUUAACCUGUUUUAGCAUUUUAACUUUUGUUUUUACAAUCAAGCCGUGUGUACGUACAGCAUAUAUAAUAAUAGAAUCAAGACAUUUUCCGUUUCAGCAAUUCAAUUUCACAAUCUGAUUUCUGAUAUAGAAUAGCUUUCAAUCGUUUUGCCUGUUGGGAUGUGAAUCGAAGCUAGGAGAGGAUAUAUUUAUGAGCUGUUAUCCUUCCUUCCUCACGUUUGUGAGUUCAGCAUCGUGCCAUCCCUUUACAGCUUAAAACAGAAAGCUUAGAUAGGCUAGUUUCAUCCAAUACAGGUUGCUUUGAGGCAGACUGGAUUCUCCUCUUAUUUCCCUCUUUCCUCACCAUUAGAACAAUAACCACACAAACAAGUCUUGUUAAAAAAACCUCACCAUUUACUCACUCAGAAUACUUGCUAAAAAGUAACUGGCACAGCAGCUUUGUUCAGGCGGGCUUAAAGUGGUCAUUUAAUUACAAAGGCAUACUUAAGUCUAGCUCAUGGGUUGGCAGACUAAGGCUCAGGGGCCAAAUCCAGCCCAAUUGCCUUCUAAAUCUGGCCCACAGAUGGUCCGGGAAUCAGCAUGUUUUUACAUGAGUAGAAUGUGUCUUUUUAUUUAAAAUGCAUCUCUGGGUUAUUUGUGGGGCCUGCCUGGUGUUUUUACAUGAAUAGAAUGCGUCCUUUUAUUUAAAAUGCACCUCUGGGUUAUUUGUGAGGCAUAGGAAUUUGUUCAUAUUUCCCCCCAAAAUAUAGUCCGGCCCCUCACAAGGUCUGAGGGACAGUGGACUGGCCCCCUGCUGAAAAAGUUUGCUGACCCCAGGCAUAGGGUGCUGGGGAUGAGUUUAUGGAAGAUGGGGGGCAAUGGGCUGAAAAAGUUUGGGAGCCAGUGGGCAAGACAGGUAAAUAGCUGCUUUUUCUGCAGCUGAAGAUAAGCACUGCAAGACGUUGCGUCCUGCAGUUUACAUUCCUAUCCCACGGAGCCCAGCUUUGACUUUUCCAGAGGGCACCAUUCCUCCUUUGCGGCUGAGGCUAUCAGGACCUGCCUCACUGAGAUGCGCUGUGUUUUUUAGGAUGUCUUGAGCGAGCUGAUCUCGGACUCCUUUGCUAGCCAAGUCAGGCAGCAGAUCGAUGAGCGAGGAGACCACCCAGCAUCCCACUACGACUCUGCCCAGGUGGGAAGGACCUCGUUUGGCACUUCCCACGUUUCCGUCCUGGCUGAAGAUGGGAGCGCCGUGUCAGCCACCAGCACCAUUAACUACCCGUAAGUAGGAGCGGGUGAGCCCCAAGGGCAAAGGCGGGACAGAAGCUUCUUCUGUGCUUUCUCCCAAAGCACAUAGCUGUCAACCGUCCCUUAUUUGGCGGGAAAGUCCCUUAUCCCAGCGCUGUGUCCCGCUGCUGUCCCUUAUUGAUGAUGUCCCUUAAAUUUCCCGGGUUUCAAAGGAAGCAGCUCCUCUCCCUCCCUCCCUGCCGGCCAGGGAGGAGGGAGGCUCCAACUGUUUUGCUUGGCUGUGUUGCUCACCCAAUAAGGAGUCUAAGAAUGACUGGGGGGGUGGAGCUUGCAUGUCUUGUGCUGAUCAAAUCGGCCGCAUUGCCUGGGGACUCGCCUUUGCUCAGCACUUCCCAGCGGAGAGGUGACGGUGAUUUUCCUUGCUGCAUCCCCUUUGCUGGGUUGCUGCGCUGUGGGAACCACCGCUUGAGGCUUUGUUUGGCUGCUGGCUGGGCUUUCUGCCUUUGGCUCAGAGGGGCACAGAGGUUGAACAUAUCUGUGCUCCGAAAAUCUCUUAUUUUGGCUGCUGAUCCCUUAUUUUCGAGGCUGCUGGUCCCUUAUUUUCAAAUCUGUAAGUUGACAGCUAUGCCAAAGCAGGGCCUCCAGACAGCCCCCUUUAUUGCAAUAAUUUCAUGCGCUGGAAGUUUCCCUGUCUGAAACUCUGGAGAUCCAUUUCUAUCAGUCAGUGCAGAAAACAUGGAGCCUUAUGGACCAACGAUUUAACUCUGUGCUUCCUAUUUAAAUCAGACCUUAAUUCAGAACCACCUGGUUGGCCACUGUAAGAAGAUGCUAGACUACAUGAGCGUAGCCAGGAUUUUUUUUGGGGGGGGCAGGAUUUUUUAAGGGGGCAGACCCUUAAAUUUGUAUUGAUUUUGAUUGAUAUAGGGGGCAGUCCCCCCCUUGCUUAUGCCCAUGCUGGACUAGAUGGGCCUUUGGCUUGAUCCUUGAGGCAAGCUCUCCGUGUGCCCUGAGGACUAGAAUCUUGUUUUAAUUUUAGGGGAAGGGCCAUAGCUCAGCGGCAGAGCAUUUGCACAAAAAGGCCCCAGGUCCAAUCCCCAGCCAUAUUUCCAGGCAGGGAUGGGGAGAGACCCCUGUCUGAAAUGCUGAAUUGCUGCCGGUCAGUGUUGGGAAUAUGGAGUUAGAUGGACCAAUGGUCUGACUCAAAAUAAGGCACCAUCCUACGUUCCAACUGCUGGGCUGUGGGAGGCAGAGAGCGGGAUGCCUUCUCCAUGGUUCCUGGCCCUCUUGCAGGGACAGAGGUCUGGCAAUCUUCCUGUUUUAAUUCCUACAGAAGGAUAAGAAAAUAUUUUUAUUAACAAUUUCAACAUACAAACUAUCAAAACAUAUCAUAUUCACUAUUAUUUUUUCCCUCCCCCCCCUUCAAACCAUAGCUGUCAACGUUACCCUUUUCUUAAGGGAAAUUCCUUUAUUCCAAAUAGGAUUCCUCACAAGAAAAGGGAAAAGUUAUGCUUCAAACAGUUAUGCUUCAAACCCUCCGCCCCCCCGACUUCCCUCAACUCCUCUCUCUGAUUUCUCAGCACAUAUUGUUCUCUGCAUGUUAUAAAAUUAUACAUAUCCUUACGUUAUCUAUCUGUCAUGUUAUCAACCAAUAAAUUUGUGUAUGUUUAUUCAAAAUCUGCCAAGGAGUCCAGUUCAUUUUGUUGUCUUUUUAGAUACUUUGUAAAAGGCUCCCGUUCUUCCUUAAAGUCACAGUUGUCCCGCAGUUUGUAUGUCAAUUUAGUCAGUUCUGCAUAACUCAUCAAUUUUUCUUGCCACUGAGAACUGUGUCCCUCUUCUCUCCCCAUGCUCAGGUUUGGCUCCAUGGUGUAUUCGCCACAGACUGGGAUCAUCUUAAACAAUGAACUCGCUGACUUUUGCAUGAAGAAGUCAAGUGACAGGAUCUCACCAGGUGAGCUCCACCUCUGCUGGGAAAGCCCAUCGCAAGCACAAAUGCUGGGCAGGAGGGAAUGCAUGGAUAAUAAUAAUAAUAAUAAUAAUAAUAAUAAUAAUAAUAAUUUAUUUAUACCCCACCCAUCUGGCUGAGUUUCCCCAGCCACUCUGGGUGGCUCCCAAUCGAGUGUUAAAAACAAUACAGCAUUAAAUAAUAAAAACUUCACUAAACAGGGCUGCCUUCAGAUGUCUUUUAAAAAUAGGAUAGCUGCCUAUUUCCUUCACAUCUGAAGGGAGGGCGUUCCACAGGGCGGGCGCCACUACCAAGAAGGCCCUCUGUCUGGUUCCCUGUAACCUCACUUCUCACAAUAAGGGAACCGCCAGAAGGCCCUCGGCGCUGGAUCUCAGUGUCCGGGCUGAACGAUAGGGGUGGAGACGCUCUUUUAAGUAUACUGGACCGAGGCCGUUUAGGACUUUAAAGGUCAGCACCAACACUUUGAAUUGUGCUCGGAAAUGUACUGGGAGCCAAUGCAGAUCUCUCAGGACCGGUGUUAUGUGGUCCUGGCGGCCACUCCCAGUCACGAGUCUAGCUGCCGCAUUCUGGAUUAAUUGCAGGAUGGAUGGAUGGAUAGAUGAAUGGAUGAUAGAAGAGUCUCAAUGGGGGUUGAUUGGAUUCCAGGACACCUCACCCACACCCUGAAGAAAAAGGAGAUCAAAUUGGCUGUGGAUCUUCUUUCGGCUCAUUAACCUAAAGGUGCAAAGAUUUCUCUCCAACAAUAAGGAGAGAGAGAAAAAAAUAAUUAUUGAGAAUUAUAGGGACAGAACUACCUAAAUUGUAUAAAAUUUAUUCAUGUAUGCUACUUGCUACUUGCCCAAAAAUGGAAAGAAGAAGAAGUCCCAGCAAAGGAAGAAUGGAUACAAAAACUUAUGGAAUAUGCAGAAAUGGUGAAACUUACCAGGAGAAUAUUAAAUCAAGAUAGCAAACUUUUUAAAAUAAAAGAAUGGAAAUGGUUUGUUGAAUAUUUACAGAUAAAUUGUAAACAGAUAAAAACACUGGCAGGGUUAUUGUAAUAACCUGCAGUUACGUAAGAGUAUACAGUGGUACCUCAGGUUAAGUACUUAAUUCGUUCCGGAGGUCCGAUCUUAACCCGAAACUGUUCUUAACCUGAAGCACCACUUUAGCUAAUGGGGCCUCCUGCUGCUGCGUGCCGCCAGAGCACGAUUUCUGUUCACAUCCUGAAGCAAAGUUCUUAACCCGAGGUACUAUUUCUGGGUUAGCGGAGUCUGUAACUUGAAGUGUAUGUAACCUGAGGUACCACUGUAUAUUUAAAGAAGAUAAAUAAAUAAGUUAACUUAUGCAGAACUUACGGAUAUGCAGAAGAUAUUAAAAAUAAAUUUAAGGAACUGCAGAAAGCGGGGGAAGGAAGUCAAGUUUUGGAAUGUUAAAAUGAUUGUAAAAUCAGUGAAAUGUAUAUAUCUGAAAAGCAUAAAUAAAAUUUAGAGAGAGAGAGAGAGAGAGAGAGAGAAAUAAUAAUAUCCAAAUGCACAAGGUGAGGUUUUUCCUCUCUGUUUUAAAAGUGACUGUAUAGGUUGCUCACCCUCCCAUUUCUUGGUGCCCCCACCUAUAGGAGAGAUGCCCCCUUCUUCCAUGACACCAUCCAUCCUCAUUUCCCGCGAUGGGCAGUCAAAGCUGGUGGUCGGAGGGUCAGGCGGGCAACUCAUUAUCCCUGCUGUCGCGCUGGUAAGUUGACAAAAAAACUGGAUUCCUGGCUUUAGCAUGGAGAGCUGAAGCUGCACAGUUAACACCUGUGAAAUCUGUCCUUUUGCUUUCUGAUUUGUCCUGGGGAAAAUGGCUUAAGUUUUGUUUUGAAAAGGUAGACUGCCUCUGGACUUGGAGGCUUGAUUGAACUCUCGUGGUCAGCAUCUGUUGCUAUUUAUUUGUUCACUUAUUUGUUUAUUGCAUUUAUAACACACCCUUUUCUCCAAGGAGCUGAAGGUGGCAUAUAUGGUUCACCUCCCACCCCCGCCAUUUUAUCCUCACAACAAUCCAGUGAGGUAGGAUGGGCUGAGAGGGGCAGUUACUGUCCCAAGGUCACCCUAGUGAGCUUCAUGGCCGAGUCGGGAUUCGAAACCUGGUCUCUCCCAGGUGCUGGUGCCACACUUUAAUAAUAAUAAUAAUAUUAAUAAUAAUUUAUUAUUUAUACCCCGCCCAUCUGGCUGAGUUUCCCAAUCCACUCUGGGUGGCUCCCAAUCAAGUAUUAAAAACAAUACAGCAUUAAAUAUUAAAAACUUCCCUGAACAGGACCGCCUUCAGAUGUCUUUUAAAGAUAGCAUAGCUACUUAUUUCCUUCACAUCUGAAGGGAGGGUGUUCCACAGGGUGGGCGCCACUACCGAGAAGGCCCUCUGUCUGGUUCCCUGUAACCUCACUUCUCGCAAUGAGGGAACCGCCAGAAGGCCCUCGGCGCUGGAUCUCAGUGUCCGGGCUGAACGAUGGGGGCGGAGACGCUCCUUCAGGUAUACAGGACCGAGGCCGUUUAGGGCUUUAAAGAUCAGCACCAACACUUUGAAUUGUGUUCGGAAACGUACUGGGAGCCAAUGCAGAUCUCUCAGAACCGGUGUUAUGUGGUCCCGGCGGCCACUCCCAGUCACCAGUCUAGCUGCCGCAUUCUGGAUUAAUUGCAGUUUCCGGGUCACCUUCAAAAGUAGCCCCACGUAGAGCGCGUUGUAGUAGUCCAAGCGGGAGAUAACUACACCACUACACCACACUGUCUGCCUGCUGCGAGACUUCUCUUCCAUGAACAUGUCUAAAGCCAAGCUGCUCCUUCUCUUGCAGACCAUCGCUAACAAGCUGUUUUUUGGGUAUGAUGUGGACAAAGCUAUCAAGGCACCGAUUCUCUUCGUGAACAGCAGCUACGGCAUCGAAGUAGAGAAAUCCUUUGACAAGGUGAGACUUGUGAGCAGCUCUCUGGGGUCGCAAGGGGAGCCAUGAGACAGAGGCGUAACUCCAACAUGUCCCAGAAGAAAACUGGCACACAGGUCUCUGGGGGCUGUGAUCUCACAAGACAGCACACCCCCCCUCCAAAAUGGGGCAUCCCUAUUAAAUCGGGACAGUUGAGGGGUAUGUCAGUGAUUGCCACAAGUCCUGCAGCGUGCAAAACAUAAAGCGACAGCCCUGUGCCAGUUUUUAGCUCUGCGCUGCGGACUACAACUCCCAUCAGCCCCAGCAAGCACAACUAGGCUCUCAUCACCUCCUGUGUCAUAUGACCAGUCUGGCUGGGGCUGAUGGGAGUUCUAGCUCCUGGGGGAGCCUGCUGUACAGAUCCCAGAGUCAAUCCCUGGCGGCAGCAUCUCCAGGAAAGGUUGGGAAUGGCCCGUGGGCAUGAAAUCUUGGGAGAGUCACUGCUGCGAGUUGGCAGCAACAAUAUUGAGCUAGACGGUGUUAGAAUUCCUGCUCCAUGAUUGCAGUCAUGGGAUUUUCGUCUAUCACAUGACAGUAUGUGUUUUGGCUCCACAGAGUGGGAAGUGACAGAGACAGGAUGUUUGUGUUACUGUGUUCCAUGAAGUGGGACUCUUGUCCUUUGCUCUUUCUCUUUGCUAUCUGAUGCUAGAGAGAGAGGGAGCCAUGUUGCAGUGCAAAUGUAAAUACUUUAUGUAAAUAAAGUAGAUUAGCCAAAAUGCUGAGCUGCUGAGGUCUGUCAUGCAAGCUGCGAAGACUCUGCGGAUCCCUAAGUGUGCUGGUGUCUGCUGGCAUCAGUCGCUGUGAUGUUCGGGCUGAAGAAAGCUUUUGAAGCUCCCGAAUGAUUGACCAGGAGGGAGAGAACAUGCCAGUUGGGCAUGUGUCUCUGCCAGGGUCCUACUCGAGUGUAGGACGAGCUCCUGACAGACAGACCACUAAUUUGGCUUUGCCUAAGGAAGCUUCCUAUGUUCAGAGUGAUGCCUGUAUUUCCUCUACCCUCCUCCUCUUCUUUUCCUUGCAGAGUGUUGAGGCGGCACUGAAGCAAAAGGGCCAUGCGGUGAAGACGAUACAAUGGAGCCUGAACGUGGUGCAAGCUGUUUCUAAGGACGGCCCCUGCCUCUUCCCCUACUCGGAUCUAAGGAAAAAUGGCCAAGCCUCUGGCUAUUAGUAGCUCAGCUGCUAUUUGGCCUGAGGCAAAGCCAGAGUCUGCCUGCCUGCCUGCCCCUCUGCACUCUCUCAGAGCAGCUGCUACAGCUUUGCAGCCACUUCUGGGUCUGAAAAAAACAUGAACUUGUUGCAGCUGGAUCCCUCCAUCACAUAUUUCUUUUUCUCGGGGAGAGAGACAGACAGACAGACAGACAGACAGACAGACAGACAGAGAGUGAGAGGUGUUUACAAGAGCAGUGCUAUACUGUAGAAGAACUGAGCCAAAAAACAGCCCUUGCUUUUGCUGCAGCCUGAGAGUGCAAGACGGACCUUCACCUCUCUCACCAGCUCCUAGCACCUUCUGUCCAGGCUAUGUGUCGAGAUCCAAGGAAGAUGGGCAGCCUCGCAGGGAAGAGAAGCUGGCAUGAGUGUGUGGCAGACAAGAGAAAACCAUUUGCCAGCAUUUGCCGCUCUGUGAAAGAUCUGGGUUGUGGUGGCAGCAGCAGCUGGUGGCAAAGGACCUGCCUAAGGAUAUUUUCUGCAGGCAGGCAUGCAGGCAGUGAGUUCCUUCCCCGGAUAAUGCGAUGGUUCUGGCUCCUCAGAGGAGGAGCCAGCCUGCAGAUUUCAUGAUGCCGGAGGCUGCAAAGUGCUGGGGACGAAGCUUGCCUCAUCAGCCCACAGCCAGAAAAUGAAAAACGCCUCUUUGACCCUUUGGCAGCAAACUCCCAAGAGCGGACACUUGGUAGACUCUUUCCCUGCAUGGGAUCACAAGUGCUCCGGGUGAAGAGAGAGCUGCUCGAUGCAACAGCUAGAGCAGGCAAGAUCAGCAGCUCCAAAUUGUGUUUAGGGGUGUGUGUGCAGAGGGCAUUGUUGAUGCCAAGCCAGGAGCUUCAUUCAGCAAAAGGACAGCUGUGCAGGAUUUGUGUUUUCUUCUUCGUGCAAGUUUGACGUGCAGAGUUCUAUAUUUUUUAAUAAAUGAAUUGUCUCCUUUUAUAUAUAGUCCAAAUCUCUGAGUUCCUAGCUCAAGCUUUUAGCUGCCCCCUGCCCCAAUUUUACCACCCCCACAUCCGGACUUACUGUAGACCAAGAGGGACUGGAGUGGGAGGGCACCCUCCUCACUUGGGUUCAAUUUUGCUGUUUCUGAAACUGCCCCUGAUAAGGUGUCAGGCUUCAGGGACUCGGCUCCCUCCUCAACCCCUUUGGCAGUAGAUAAGCAGAACAAAGAGAAAGGAGUCUCUUACCAGUUAAGAGAUUUUAAUGAACACAGCGAGAGAACAACGCAUCUAUUCUUUGGAAUGAUGGUGCUCCCAAUUAAGGUUUCCACCCACUUCUCCUCUGGUCAUCCACGGCACUUCCGCAUCCUGCAACCUAAUCUCGCAACCACUGUGCCUUAUGUGCGGCCACCUUAUCUGCCCUCCUUGACCUUGGGCUGAUCGGAUGGACGCUUUCUAGCAACAUUGAGUCUGUUAACUCUCUCUCUCCCAGUUCUUCCUCUCCUAACUGUUCACCCCCCAGUUCUUCCCAACUUCUGUCUUUUGAACUAUGUCCCUCUGCCAACCACUACUCCAAAUCUAUACUAUCCUGGGAAGAUUCAGGAUCCUAAUUAGGAGCAGGGGGAGGGAGAGGCUCCCACCAUUCCUCCUCAGGGCCACACAGUCCGUGACAAGGAUGGAGAGAGGGGCGUUUCUCAAACUGGAGGGGGGGCAUCACAGGCCAUUUCUUCUGGCUUUGAUGCAUACACCUUCCGAUGCAGCAAAAUAUGUACAAAAACAUUUGGGGGAGGCCACCAUUAACUGUGAGCCACCCCAGGGGUAGUGAGGCCAUUCUUUCUUCAGGCGUUAAACUGAGACCCGGCUAACCUUAAAAGCUUUCGCCAUCUUUACACAAACCUUCUUCAUUAUUAAAGUCAAAAAAUGGUUUUCAGCUGAGUUGCCCACAGUGUUCCAGCUCUCUAGUUGACAGUCCCAGUCCCACUAAAAACCAAAACCUUCUUCACAAUGCUCUUGGCUUUGAUGGGCCUCUUUAAGUUUUCCCAAAUGAAACAGCUGUUUCUGUUGUCUUAUUUUUUUAUAGAACAGUAGAAGGAGAACAGACGCUUGGGACU
Podarcis lilfordi (Lilford's wall lizard) is the source of this 29184-nucleotide messenger RNA. The record is from the annotation of a GenBank genome assembly. Lineage: Eukaryota; Metazoa; Chordata; Lepidosauria; Squamata; Lacertidae.